This is a messenger RNA of Parastagonospora nodorum SN15, 600 nucleotides long. RefSeq lists its product as hypothetical. The coding region runs from base 1 to 600 and encodes 199 amino acids. The transcript has a single exon. Lineage: Eukaryota; Fungi; Ascomycota; Dothideomycetes; Pleosporales; Phaeosphaeriaceae. The record is from RefSeq and is a predicted model, not a curated record.
AUGCUGUCCAAAAUCUCUAUCAUUGCUACCCUAGCAACAUUCGGCAGCCUCGUUGCCGCCGACAACAUCUACACCUACAUCAACCCGGGCUGUCAAGGCUGCGCCUUCUUCUUCAAAGACAUCGACCACAAUGUGUGCGCCGUGUCCAUCACCGGCAACGCCUCUUCCAUUGCCGACGCCAUCGCCAAGGGCUACACCACCGUGCAGUCCGGCAAGUUCGUCACCCAGGAAUGCGGCCAGAAACACUUCCUCGGCUGGGACGACGGCCCAGGCAAGAACGCGGACGGCCCGCUUCAGUGCGGCACUGUUGUCGGCAACGAGAAGGUCUGGGGGACCGAGACGUGCAUUGGAAUGCCGCCGUAUGGUGUCGAUGGGUUCCAUGGAUUCAGCUGGACGGAGCCGAGCAGCAAUAAGUCUGAGAAGAGGGAUCAGUGGACUUGCACUGGCUCUGUGGAGCCGGAUGGUGUGGUUCUGAACGGAAAGAACUACAACUUGCAUGGUAUUAGCCAGAGCGACGCGGAUCGGCUCAAGGAGUUGGCCAUGGCGGGUGGCGGCGAGGUCCCUGCGGACCUGCAGCAGCACGAGGUUGCGCAAUUCUAG